UGAGUGUCUGUAAGAAUAACAAAGUGUCUCUCUCAGGAUAGGCUGUUGAAGCACUUCAUUCUCAGCUGUGUCCUGUAGACUACGUGGGUAAUUGAUGCCAAGAGGGAUACUCUCCUGGUCAUAUAUCAUGGUCUCAGUUACUUUGUACUUGAACACACGUGACUAGGGAUUCAAGAUGUUAAACAGUUUGGACUCAAGGACUUACCUGCCUCACAUCAUACAUUAGCUUAGAAGGUCCUCGAAUUCUUCUUCUUUAGGCCAGCUUUAGAAUUUCAGUGCAGAAGAAUGGCUGUAGGAGGUGUGGUCUAUAUCUAUGACGGCAUAUGUCACCAAAUGGCUACGAUGGUGGGGAACAGGGACUGAGCUGAGUGCAGCUUAAAGAUAGCUUUCUUGCUCCAUCAGGGAUUCACUCUAUCUGUAGAAAUGUUCAUCCUCAGAUUCUGUUUUAGACUAAGCAUAGUUUUUCUUGACACUAUGUCCACAUAUAUGCCUGUUUACUGGUGUUUAUCUACCUACAGAGUCUGAUCAGAAGGCAUCAUCCCAACCCUCCACGACACCUGUUGAGGAGGAGAGAAUGAAGCGUUUGGAGAACCUCAAAAUUGCCCUCCACAAGAUGCAAAAGGAGAGAGAUGAACUCAGGAGAAUCCUGGCGGAUUACCCAGGAAAGAAUUUAAAUGACAGGAACAAGUUUGAGUCCGAGAUGCUCAUGAUGCAGCACGAGGAAGUGAUGACUGACAUGAAGAAAAUGAGCGAGCAGAUCAAUACCGCUUUGGUCAAAUGUAAAAACCUUACACUGGAAAAUGACUGGUACUGGUGAGUAACUUACAAGGUUGUGACCCCAGCACUAGGCAAGCAUAUGUCAGCCCAUUCUUAUCUUUGAAAUAAAGUGAGGAUCAGGCUUUAUAGUGUUUGAAGCAGACCAGGAAGCCUGUCUCUAAGGAAGGCUCUAAGACAUACAGGACACAGAAAUAUUGGCCUCCAAGGGACAUUCUAAUAAAAAGGACAUAUAAGCACACAUAAUGAUUAAGUCCU
Rattus norvegicus (Norway rat) is the source of this 1032-nucleotide messenger RNA. RefSeq names its product disks large homolog 5-like. The record is from RefSeq and is a predicted model, not a curated record. NCBI's taxonomy places the organism in Eukaryota, Metazoa, Chordata, Mammalia, Rodentia, Muridae.